AUGGGUAGCAUCGACACCAGCCUGAAAGUCAUCGUCAUCGGCGCCGGCCCCGCCGGCUGCGCGCUCGCUCACGGCCUCAAGAAAGCAGGCAUCUCCUUCGCCAUCUACGACAAAGGCGCCGACGUCUACCGCCACCGUCACUGGGCCUUCACAUUAGGCUGGGCGCGACCAUACCUCUUCGACCUCAUCCCAGAAGAGCUCAGCGCGCAGAUCAACUCAUGUCAAGUCGAUCCCUACGUCGACUGCGCCGCGGUCGGCGAAGACCGAAUCGUGAUUUACAACGGCCAGACACGGGAGGAGGCUUUCGCAUUCCCGAUUCCAAAGGCGCGCGAGAUUAAUAUUAGGAGAUUGCGCAUGCUGUUAGCCGAGCAAUUGGAUGUGCAAUACAGUAAAAGCUUCUCGCACUACGAGACAACCCAGGACGGCGGCGUAACCGUCCACUUCGAAGACGGCACAACCGACACCGGCACCAUCCUCAUCGGCCUCGACGGCGCCAUGUCAAAAGUGCGCCGCAGCCUCUUACCCAAGGAAGGCAACAUGGACACCCUCCCCUUCGCCCUAAUGAACUUCAACGCGUCCUACACCGCCUCUCAAGCCCGUUUCAUCAAAGAGCGUCUACACCCACUCGUGGACAUCGCAAUCCACCCCGCCGGCCACUACAUCCGCGCGAACGUGCUAGAUAUGCCCGAUGAGAAAGACGCGAGUACCUGGACGUUUCAGAUCCUGUCGACUUGGCCGCUGAAAUACGUUGAGGAUCACGACAACGAAGACGGGCGGUUGGAAAGGCUUAAAGCGCAUGUGAAGCGCGAUGGAUGGGCGGAGCCGUAUAAGAGUGCUAUUGAGUGGAUACCAGAAAACACACCGGUUCUGCGCGAUCAGCUCAAGAUAUGGAAAACCGUUCCGUGGGAUAAUCACGACGGGAGGGUUACGCUGUGCGGCGAUGCGGCGCAUGCCAUGACCUUCCACCGCGGGCAAGGCGCUAAUAACGCGUUUUACUCUGCGCAUUGUCUUGUUGAAGCGUUGAAGAGCGUGCAAAGUGGGAGUGCGAGUCUGAAAGAUGCGGUUACAAGUUACGAUGAGAGUAUCUGGAAAAGAGGCGCGAAUGAAGUGCAGAUUAGUAAGGCGCAGACGUUCUUUACGCAUGAUGGGUUGGAGGAGUUUGUUAAUAGUCCGGUUAUGCGGUUGGGGACGAAGCCGAGUCAUGCUGCGAGGACGGAGGGGUAUCAGUAG
Messenger RNA from Alternaria viburni, 1230 nucleotides. RefSeq lists its product as uncharacterized. Lineage: Eukaryota; Fungi; Ascomycota; Dothideomycetes; Pleosporales; Pleosporaceae. The record is from RefSeq and is a predicted model, not a curated record. The transcript is spliced from 2 exons. The coding region runs from base 1 to 1230 and encodes 409 amino acids. Gene Ontology annotation, molecular function: FAD binding.